Molecule: messenger RNA, 3476 nt
Organism: Diaporthe batatas
Lineage: Eukaryota; Fungi; Ascomycota; Sordariomycetes; Diaporthales; Diaporthaceae
Exons: 4
Coding region: 883-2352 (489 amino acids)
Cellular component (GO): plasma membrane
Molecular function (GO): phosphoprotein phosphatase activity
Source: RefSeq, a predicted model, not a curated record
GCCAGGUCUGCCUCCCAGGACUGCCUUUCUUUGGCCGCUGGCCCAAUCUCGCUUCUGCUGCUAGACUUCUUCAGCCUCCGAUCCGAUACCUUCUUCAACCUCCAGAGCUCCUUUCCCCAUCCACUGCCUGCGUACCUCAAAGCCCAGAAUCCCUUCUGGCUGACGGGCGAACGCGGCUUGCAACUGUCCAGCGCUGGCUUCCCUCCUGUGCCCUCCUCUCGUGCUCGCAUGCAACUGAAAGUUGGGGUUGCCUUCGGUCCGCUCUACCUGCCCACCCCAGCCCGGGCGACCAGAGAGCAUCAUCAGCCCCCCCGUUCGACCUCCUUUUGGCGCGAGAGCGGCACCCUCAUCUCCCGACCGAGAUCAGCCCCUUGUCGAAUCUGCGAGCUCGAAAUUACCCAACUUGCUUACUCGAGAAAACACCUCCGACAUACUUGACCACAACCCAAACCAUUCACUCUCGUCAACCUCGUUGCCGACAAGCUGAAUUGGCGCCAACCCCCCAACCCCCAAGCCCCAAGCCCCAAGCCACCGCCCUCAACGACAGCUUUGGGACCUUGAACGCGGUUGGGAGCCCCGAGUUGACUGCGACUACAGAGGUUCGUGAGCAUCUCCUACACGCUUUUCUGCCUCCCAGAUCCCCGGCCACGGGCACUCGCUCUGUCACCAGCUCAUCUCCCCCCGGGCGGGAAUCAACGCAUUGCGCUGUCUGGCACCAACCCCAAGUUAGCUCUGGGCCAUGGCCUUGGCUUUCGCAAAGACAACAUCAGCGGGCAUGUCGCCACUUGGGCGUGACCUCGCCAACCGUCUCGCGCGCUCCAGUUCCGGCUUGACCCCAGCUGCCAGCGUAGAUCCAUCCCAUCAUCGACCUCAAACGGCGAAAUGUCCCGAGACCUAAUCGAAAAACCCCAAGACGUCCACGACAGCUCAAGAGAAAAAGAAACCGCAUCUACAGGGGACGGGUCAUCCUCGAAAAAGGGUCGCCUGUUGAAGGUUCCCUCAAGAUCAUCGUCCAAGAAACGCCAAUCCUCACCUACUUCAACGGGGCUGAGCGGAGCGACCGCGAGCGAAUCCAGAGAUAGCAUCGGUGGGCGCUCGAAAGAGUCAAAGGCAAGCAUUAUGGGUCGCCACAGGAAUGGGAGUGUGUCCAGCAACCGAUCGGCCGUCGAUGCUAGUCAGUCGGCAAACCCUGGCAACUCGGUCCAAAACUCCUCCAACGCGCCAGUCCAGCGGAAAAAGAAGGGCGGCCUGCUGUCCUUGUUUUGCUGCGGAGUCCCCGACGAUGCUCAUCCGCUGGACAACGAGCCUGGAGAUGCCCCGACUCACAAGGUCGAGAAGCUGCCCCCGCGGCCAACAACAGCCAGUCGGAGGGCGCAGACGCCUUCGGAGCAUACCGCCGCCAGCAAGUCCCAAGCGCAGGAAAAGGACGUGGCGCAAACGCAAAAUCCCCCUUCUGAGCCCUCCAGGGCGCAGAGAGUAUCCGGGACCACCACCCAGGACCAGUCGACUCUCGCAGAGGAAUCGAAGCAAUCGACACUAAUAGGCACAGCGCCGACGGUGACGGUCGACCCACCUCGGGCACAAGAGCCCGAGGCUGGGGGCUCAGCUUCGGAAGCCCCUGCUCCCAAGGACGGGGACGGUGAUACUGAGAUGGUGGAUGCUGCCGCGCUUCAGGCGCCUGAACCACCGCAGCCUGUUGACACCGAAGACUUGCCGCCUCCACCUGCUCCCGUGCCAGAUGCACCCACCGCGCAGACUGAGAGCGGCUUGGUUGUUGCGACAGAGCAACCUGCCCCAGACGCCCUGCUGCCACCAAUACAACCACACUUCAAGGGCAGGAAGUGUCUGGUCCUCGAUCUGGAUGAGACCUUGGUCCACAGCUCUUUCAAGAUCCUCCACCAAGCCGACUUCACGAUUCCCGUAGAAAUCGAGGGUAAUUAUCACAAUGUCUACGUGAUCAAGCGGCCAGGCGUAGACCAAUUUAUGAAAAGAGUGGGCGAACUGUAUGAGGUUGUCGUGUUCACAGCGUCGGUGUCCAAGUACGGCGACCCUCUGCUGGAUCAGCUGGACAUCCACGGUGUCGUCCACCACAGAUUAUUCCGGGAGAGCUGCCACAACCACGGCGGCAACUACGUCAAGGACCUCGCCAAGAUUGGCCGAGACCUUAAAGACACCAUCAUCAUCGACAACUCCCCGACAUCCUACAUAUUCCACCCACAACAUGCCGUCCCCAUAAGCAGCUGGUUUUCAGAUGCGCACGAUAACGAGCUCCUAGACUUGAUACCCGUCCUUGAAGACCUGGCCGGCUCGAACGUGCAAGACGUCAGCCUCGUCCUCGACGUGACUCUUUGAGAGAGUUGAUAGUUUUCUAUGUCCUUCUAUUUUCCAACCACACCUGCGCCUGCCACCUGCGACAAUCCGAUGCCCCAACUUCAAACGAGGUACAUCGUCGUCACGCAGGGGACAACGCAUCAUGUUGCGUCAGUGUUUUCGAGUUUGCUCAUAGCGGAGGCGUUGGGAAGUGCAUCGCCAGUCGCGACUGGUAUAGACCUCUACUGUUUAAUGCAUAUAAAUAGUAAGGCUCUCGCAGCGAUGUCCUGCCAGCCUGGAGCAAGAAUUUGGGGAAGAGAUCAAGGGCCCGGGUCAGGACAACAAGUCCAGGUGAACCACACUUCCCACGCACGCCCUUGGUGGGGAUGAUGCUCGGAGCAGGGCCAGUGAGGAGGCGGUGGUAGGCGGUGGUUGACCCAAUACCAAAAUCAAAGGCGAGCAGUUUCUGUUCGAUGGGGAGAUCCCCAAGCUUCAGGAGGGAAGUGAAGAGGGGCUAAAGAGAGAGAGGAGAGAGAGAGAGAGAGAGGAAGGAAGGAUACCGACCUUUACUAUUACCUUUGCCACGGCGCCAAGAAGGGGAGCAAGGGACCUAAUGACUUGCGUGUAAAGGAACCAGGCUGGCAGGCAUUUGGCAUUUUCUGAGGCUUCUAUUACCCACAUGUUUUUUCCGACAGCAGGAAAACUCACCUUUUUAUUUCAUUUGUCUAUUCACCAUUCCCCAAGCAUCACGCUGUUUGCUUACUUUACAUUAUACAAGAGAAGACACAGGUGUCCGCAAGCAGACAGACGGGGAAUCUCAUAGUGCUGUGAACCUUGCUUUUGUCGUACUUUUGCUCGAUGGGUUGUAUGUAUGUAUGACUUCGAGCCUCUCACAUUCAAUAUUACCGUAACACUGCCACACCGUCAAGAAGUCACAUACUAUUACACAAACGAACCACUACACCUUGUCCACCUCUAUUCAUCUAUUCUAUAGACCUUUUCUUCCCUCAGACAUUACCCUCUAUAAAAUUAGGAGUUGACCUCAUGGGAGUUCGUCCAGGGGAGGUUGUGCCAGAGGAGGUUGUAGCUUGGGAGCUUGUUCUACAGGGGGUUUUCCGGCUGGAGCUGUCUGAUAGGAAGUUGGAAAAUACACAUAGAUAUCCUAG